This is a messenger RNA of Macrosiphum euphorbiae (potato aphid), 729 nucleotides long. The record is from the annotation of a GenBank genome assembly. Lineage: Eukaryota; Metazoa; Arthropoda; Insecta; Hemiptera; Aphididae.
AUGAAUUUAAAAAAAAAACAAAAAGAAGGUUAUAGAUAUAAUAAUGAAAUUAAACAAUUAGCAUUAAAUAUUUAUUUUUUAGGACCUAGAGUCUAUAAACUUUUAUUAAAUACUCUUUCACUACCAUCAAUUUCUACUUUAAAACGGUUAACUCAUAAAUUUGAAAUGAUACCAGGCUUGAAUGAAUUUUUUUUUAAUAUUAUUAAGUAUAAAAUUAAAUAUUUUACUGACGAAGCUAAAGAAUGUGUUCUCUGUGCAGAUGAAAUGGCCUUAAAAUCAAACCUCUAUUAUAUGUUAAACAAAGAUGAAAUUAUAGGGUUUCAUCAAACAAAUAAGACAAAGACUUAUACUCCUGCCAAGUAUGCAUUUGUUCUAAUGGUUAGAGGAAUAAAUGUGAACUGGAAACAACCAAUUGCAUACUUUUUAGUAUCAAGUAGUUGUACCGGAUAUGACUUGCAGGAUAUUAUUUUUGAAACUAUUCGCAAACUUUUUGAUAUAGGAUUAAAUGUAAAAGCUUUUAUUACUGAUAUGGGUUCUAACUUUGUUAGUUUCAGUAAAAAUGUUAAUGUUACCCCAGCCAGGCCUUUUUUUAAAGUUGGUGAAAAAAAAAAAAUAUAUAUAUUUGACCCUCCCCAUUUAUUAAAAUCAACAAGAAAUAUGUUUUUUCAACACAAUUUUAGAUUUAAUAAUAACUUAAUUGAAAAAAAAACACUUAAUAUCAUUUUUUGA